Messenger RNA from Phalaenopsis equestris, 786 nucleotides. RefSeq lists its product as uncharacterized. The transcript has 2 exons. The coding region runs from base 67 to 603 and encodes 178 amino acids. The record is from RefSeq and is a predicted model, not a curated record. Lineage: Eukaryota; Viridiplantae; Streptophyta; Magnoliopsida; Asparagales; Orchidaceae.
CCCCUCCUUCCCCCUCUCUCUCUCUCUCUCUCUCUCUCUCUCUCUCUCUCUCUAAAUUUUCAUGUCAUGCUUCACUUCUCUGUAAAUCGCUUUCUCCUUCUCUUCCUCCUCCUCGCCGCCGGCUCCGCCGCUUCGGCUGCAGAUCCGCCGCCAUCCCCUCCAUCAAACGGCUCCACAGUAUACGAACUUCUCCCCAAGUACGGCCUCCCUCCCGGCCUCCUCCCCAACACCGUCACCUCCUUCUCCCUCGCCAGUAACGGCGAAUUUGAAGUAAACCUCGCUGCGGAGUGCUACGUCAACUUCGAAUACCUGGUCUAUUACAAGCCCAAGAUCACCGGCGUAAUCCGCUAUGGCGAGAUUGACGAUCUCAAAGGCAUCCAAGUCCGCCGCUUCUUCAUCUGGUUCGAUGUCGACGCCAUUAAGGUCGAUCUCCCGCCCACCAAUUAUAUCUACUUUGAUGUUGGGCUGAUUACGAAGAAACUUAGCGUCGGGCAGUUUAAGAACGUUCAUUCAUGUCAGAAGGGGUUGUCGGAGGACUUGUUGGAACAUGACGUAGGAUUGUAUCAGCUCUCAGAAGAUGCUGGCAUGAUAAUAACAGAAUAAGGGUAACAGAGACCAAAAUCAACUCAUAUUUUGAGCUUCAGGCCUCCUGUAAUGUCUUUAAUUUGCGAUUUCGUACUAUUUUUGGGUCUAAAUGGUUAAUGAACUUCUGUUAAGCUUAGAUACUCACUAUGGUUGCAUUCAUUAGUAUUGUGAAUCUUCAUAUUUACUAUAGAAUUUGAAUAA